AUGUCGUCUGCUUCUUCCCUGACGCAGAGGAACCCAAUAACUUCGCAGGUGAAUGGCGCCGAGCAAGAGCAAUCGGAGUCUCCUCCACCACAGGAGCAGCUAAGGAGACAACGUUCGAUAUCCCAACAUCCCGCCGUGUCACAGACGCUGACGUCAGCUGCAAACUUGGCCAAUCUCCUUCCGACAGGAACUCUGUUAGCUUUCCAGCUCCUCAUGCCUGUCUUCACAUCAAACGGUUCUUGCGAUUACCCGACCCGAGUUUUAACAGCAAUUCUCCUAACGCUUCUCUCCAUCUCCUGCUUCCUCAGCUCCUUCACCGACAGCGUCAAGGCCGAAGACGGUAACGUUUAUUACGGGUUUGCCACUAAAAAGGGUAUGUGGGUGUUUGACUACCCUGACCCGUCCGGUUUGGGUUUGCCCGAUCUAAGUAAGUACCGGAUGCGGAUCGUCGACUGGAUCCACGCAGUUUUGUCUGUGUUUGUGUUCGGUGCGGUGGCUCUGAGGGACAAGAACGCCGUCACCUGUUUUUAUCCGGCGCCGGAGCAAGGAACCAAGAAGGUUUUGGAUAUUGUUCCGAUGGGUGUUGGGGUUAUUUGCGGUAUGUUGUUCUUGGUUUUCCCGGCGAGAAGACACGGUAUCGGAUAUCCGGUCACCGGAGAUGGAGGUCGUCGUUAG
Molecule: messenger RNA, 675 nt
Organism: Thlaspi arvense
Lineage: Eukaryota; Viridiplantae; Streptophyta; Magnoliopsida; Brassicales; Brassicaceae
Source: the annotation of a GenBank genome assembly